Phaethon lepturus (White-tailed tropicbird) is the source of this 979-nucleotide messenger RNA. Its product is annotated as amyloid beta A4 precursor protein-binding family B member 2-like. The annotation marks the transcript as partial. The record is from RefSeq and is a predicted model, not a curated record. Gene Ontology annotation, biological process: regulation of DNA-templated transcription. Lineage: Eukaryota; Metazoa; Chordata; Aves; Phaethontiformes; Phaethontidae. Gene Ontology annotation, molecular function: amyloid-beta binding; transcription factor binding. The transcript has 3 exons. Gene Ontology annotation, cellular component: cytoplasm; nucleus.
UAAGCGUUUCGAUCUAUACUUCGGAAGCAGCUGACAGUGUGUGGUAAUGUGCUGACUGGCACUAUGGGCAGGCGGUACCCGGGGGCUCACUAUCGGCCAAGCAGCUCAUAUUUCAAAUUAUAAUCUAUUUCCUGAUGCAUUGCUGACGCCCCGUGAGCCAUGUCAGAAGUACUUCCAGUCGAUUCUGGUGUGGACGCGUUGGCAGUGUUUAUGGCAAGCGGCAGCACGACGGACGUUGUGAACCGCAACAGCCCUGCCACCCCGCCGAACACCCUUAACCUGCGCUCCUCUCAUAACGAACUUCUGAAUGCAGAAAUUAGGCACACGGAGACAAAGAACAGCACUCCUCCAAAAUGCAGGAAGAAAUAUGCACUGACUAACAUUCAGACAGCCAUGGGUCUUUCCGAUCCGGCAGCACAGCCCCUUCUGGGGAACAACUCUGCCAAUAUAAAGCUGGUGAAGAAUGGAGAAAACCAGCUCCGGAAAGCUGCUGAGCAGGGACAGCAGGAUCCCAACAAAAACCUCAGUACCACUGCGGGCAUAAACGUAACUUCUGAGAAGUUUGAAGGCAAAGAGCCAAUCCCGCAGGAUUCCUCUGGCUGUGAAAUACUACCCUCGCAGCCAAGGAGGACCAAGAGCUUCCUAAAUUACUAUGCAGAUCUAGAGACAUCUGCUAGAGAGCUAGAGCAGAGUUUUGUUGCAAUGGAAGAUAAAUCUGCACAAAGCAACAGCCAGGCUUCUACAAUUAUUGUCAAUGGGGAAGUCCUGCCCCGGAAACAAAACAAGCUGUCAAGCCCAGAGGAUGGCCAAGUUGCAACAGUAUCGUCAAGCCCUGAGACUAAGAAAGACCACCCGAAAACUGGGGCUAAAACAGAUUGUGCCCUCCAUAGGAUUCAAAACCUGGCCCCAAGCGAUGAGGACUCCAGCUGGACUACGCUGUCCCAGGACAGCGCCUCGCCAAGCUCACCUGAUGAAACAG